Messenger RNA from Peronospora farinosa, 534 nucleotides. Lineage: Eukaryota; Oomycota; Peronosporomycetes; Peronosporales; Peronosporaceae. The record is from the annotation of a GenBank genome assembly.
AUGCCAGCGUUGCUGUGGCUGUUGCUACUGCUUGUGGCCUUGAUGAUGGCCCUCACUAGCAGCGCUACCCUACGAAAGCAUGCUUUUAUCUGGUUCUCGUACGCGACGAUCACGGGCUGGUAUUACUUUCGCGUGUUAUACAAGAAAUACUGGAGCAACAACAAUAAGGACGACGUGACAUCCCUGCGCUCUAGCAACAGAAGCAGCAGUAGCAAAAGCCUCACGCCUUCAUCCAGGAAAGCCGUCGAAAGCCUGUUUGAUCCUCAUCUCGUUUACGUUGAGCCACGUGAGGUGGCUGAGCAGCACCAGUUGGAACGUAGUGGCUCAAGCAGCUUGAGCGACUCGGUUUCCAGCGGCAGCUAUGACGACAUUGCUGCGACCCCGACCAAGCACAAGAGACGAUUUCUUCGUAGUCGAAGGAAGGCUGCGGCUGAAGAAGCCAUGCGCCGUGUGAGUGACACAAGCUCGACAGAUUUUCUUCUUAAUUUCGGGACGUACACUGGGCGAAAGAAGCCCGUGUCGUGGGAAGAUUGA